AACACCGUCCAACGCACAUUUGUACUAAAGUUAAUUUAGCGAUGGACUUAAUUUAGCUGGACUUUUACGCAUACCAAGACUCUUUUUUUUUUAAUUAGUUUGGAUGGUGGUGGCGGUUAGCAAAAGGCGGCGACGUUAUAUCGACAAAGCGUCGAGGCGCUCGUCUGUUUGUGUGUUUUACCGAAAAAUAGAUAGCAACAGCGGAUAAAGUGAAACUAACUACAACGACAUGAGUUACUGAAGAAGAUCUACAAAGCGUUUCUAUUCUGUUUUUGGUGUGAUUCUUCAUGAAAAUUAGUAAACAAACGAAAAAGGAAUUUUAUGAUACAUAUAAAAAAACGCAUCAAAAGAUAAACAAUAAAUUAAUGUACGCCGGAUGGAAAAGGACUGAUUCAGGAGGACACGAAUGCUUUGUGGAAUAUAAGGAGCCAAACACAAUGGGAUGCGUGGAAUUCGUAGCUACCGCAGGAUCUCUGAUCCUGUUGAUUUUGACACUACCGUUCUCAUUAUUUUGGUGUUUUAAGGUUGUCCAGGAGUACGAAAGAGCCGUAAUAUUUCGUUUAGGUCGUCUUCGGACGGGCGGGGCGCGGGGCCCUGGGAUAUUUUUCAUUUUACCCUGCGUCGACAGCUAUUGCAAAGUUGAUCUUAGAACCGUUUCAUUUGACGUACCCCCUCAGGAAGCCCUAACAAAGGAUUCUGUUACGGUAACAGUAGACGCAGUAGUAUAUUACAGAAUACAAGACCCCUUAAAUGCAGUUGUUAAAGUAACUAACUACAGUAACUCCACUCGCUUGCUGGCUAUGACAACGUUGAGGAACAUUUUGGGAACGAGAAACCUUUCCGAAAUUUUGUCCGAUCGUGAAGCAAUAUCGCACGCGAUGCAGACUUCACUGGACGUUGCUACAGAUCCGUGGGGUGUUAAAGUGGAGAGGGUUGAAAUAAAAGACGUUAGUUUGCCCCAGCAGCUUCAAAGAGCUAUGGCGGCAGAGGCCGAAGCCACUAGGGAAGCUAGGGCCAAAGUAAUAGCAGCCGAGGGUGAAAUGAGAGCUUCCAGAGCCUUGAAAGAAGCGGCGGACGUCAUUAACGAAAGCCCCGGAGCGUUACAGCUAAGGUACCUACAAACCCUGAACAAUAUUUCAGCAGAAAAGAAUUCUACCAUAAUUUUCCCGUUACCAAUAGAUUUAAUGACGCCAUUUUUAGCUGCUGGACGACAAAUGGAAAGCAGAAUGUCGCAAAUAAUUUAAACAUAAGAUUAAUUUUUAUUUAAUAAACUUACGUCU
Messenger RNA from Agrilus planipennis (emerald ash borer), 1280 nucleotides. Its product is annotated as erythrocyte band 7 integral membrane protein-like. The record is from RefSeq and is a predicted model, not a curated record. The transcript is spliced from 8 exons. Bases 288 to 1244 code for a protein of 318 amino acids. NCBI's taxonomy places the organism in Eukaryota, Metazoa, Arthropoda, Insecta, Coleoptera, Buprestidae. Gene Ontology annotation, cellular component: plasma membrane.